Messenger RNA from Ceratitis capitata (Mediterranean fruit fly), 970 nucleotides. RefSeq names its product probable methylthioribulose-1-phosphate dehydratase. Gene Ontology annotation, cellular component: cytoplasm. The transcript has 7 exons. The record is from RefSeq and is a predicted model, not a curated record. Lineage: Eukaryota; Metazoa; Arthropoda; Insecta; Diptera; Tephritidae. Gene Ontology annotation, molecular function: metal ion binding; methylthioribulose 1-phosphate dehydratase activity. Bases 107 to 778 code for a protein of 223 amino acids.
CUUUACAAAAUCAUAAAUGCUCUUGUUUACUUAUUUCAAAGACAUCUUAUCGCUUUGUCAGCUCUUAUCAGAUUUAUCAUCGUGCAGGUUGAAGGGUUACUGAAAAAUGUCUUUAUAUAGAGACUUGCCGCAGGAUCAUCCCAGGAAGUUAAUACCGGAACUAUGUCGGCAGUUCUAUCAUCUUGGUUGGGUAACAGGCACUGGCGGUGGCAUGAGCAUCAAAUAUAACAAUGAAAUCUACAUUGCGCCAUCAGGAGUGCAAAAAGAGCGAAUGGAACCAGAGGAUUUAUUUGUGCAGGAUGACGAAGGAAAGGAUAUACAGCUGCCCCCGGAUUAUAAAAUGCUAACAAAAAGUCAAUGUACACCAUUAUUUAUGCUAGCCUAUCGUCAUCGAGGUGCGCAAGCAGUAAUACAUACUCACUCGCAGCAUGCCGUAAUGGCUACUUUGAUGUGGCCCGGAGAAGUUUUUCGUUGCACUCAUUUGGAAAUGAUUAAAGGCGUUUAUGAUGACGACAUGAAACGAUAUUUACGUUACGACGAAGAGCUAGUGGUGCCGAUUAUAGAAAAUACACCUUUUGAACGAGAUCUAGCAGAGAGCAUGUAUGCCGCAAUGCUUAAAUAUCCUGGAUGCAGCGCUGUGUUAGUACGCCGUCAUGGUGUAUAUGUUUGGGGAAAAAGCUGGGAAAAGGCGAAAACAAUGUCAGAAUGUUAUGAUUAUCUCUUCGAAAUUUGUGUGGAAAUGAAAAAGAGUGGAUUAAAUCCUGAAGUUUUCAAAUAAAUAACACAAAAAUUAAACGAACGAAUCUUACCAAGAAAUUGCAUUUCAUAAGGAUCAAAAGUUAACAAAUAUAUGUUUUCAGUUUGCCUAUUAUAUAAUAUAUGCUUAGAAAAGAACAUAGAUAAUGCGAUUUUUUGGUCCAUUUUAACAAUACAAUUUCAAUUGGGGAAAAAUAAAAAUGGUUUAUACUUA